AAAGAGAAAAAUCCAAAGUAAAAGAAGAAAAAAACAAGGGUGAUGAAAAAAUUGGCCAAAAUGGUGUGGCGAACGGAGGCUGAACGGUUUUAAUAAUUAAACAUCUAAAUUAACAGUAUAUUAUUUCAAGUAUCGUUGUCCAAUAUGUAAGUUGGUGUCUUAAAGCUUAUGAUUUAAUGAAAUAUAAAUUGAAACAGCGACGAUAGUCGACCGAAACUUUAGAAUAAAGAUGCUUGGAGCACAACUAUUGGCUAGUAGUUAAAUAAGCUUAAUAACAUGAGAGAAUGAAACGAGAUACUGUUAUUACCUGCCUGGAGCCAAGUCGCAGAGCCCAAACGAUGACAACUGUUUUGGAUGGUAGCUACCAACAACUCGGAACUUACUCUGAGGGUGAAGAUGAAAGACGAGAUGAGAAUGGGGAAGAAACACCACAGGAAUCGGGAGUUAUGAUCCAUGUUGUCCCUGAGGGCGGCAGAGCUAAAUGGAACCACAUAGAAGACUUGGACUCAUUCUUCACGCGAAUGUAUCACUACCAUCAGAAACAUGGAUUCGUUUGUAUGAUGCUACAGCAGACUUUAGAACUUGGGCAAUUUAUCUUCGUAGUUACUUUUUCAACAUUUCUUUUUCACUGCGUCGAUUACUCAAUUUUGUUUAGGGACACUAUUACGAACAACACCUCGCACAAAACGUCUAUAAACGACGCAAUACAUUCUCCAAGUGAAUGUGCAGCAUCCAUGGGCCUCAUUACCUGGGUUUGCAUUCUAGUCGCAACAAUAUUCUGGAUUUUACGUGCUUUCGAAAUAUUAUACCACCUCAUACAUUUCUGGGAUAUAAAACAAUUUUUCAAUACGGCACUAAAAAUUGAAGACUGUGAAUUGGAUAAUCUAACAUGGCACGAGGUCCAAAGACGUGUUCGAGAUGUUCAAAUUGACCAACAAAUGUGCAUACAUAAGCGAGAGCUCUCAGAGCUCGAUAUAUACCAUAGAAUAUUAAGAUUUAAAAACUACAUGGUAGCUAUGAUCAACAAGUCACUUUUACCAGUAAAACUCAGCGUUCCAAUAAUAGGAGAAGUUAUCUUCAUGACAAGAGGUUUAAAAUAUAACAUGGAGCUGCUAUUAUUCUGGGGACCAUGGUCGCCUUUCGAAAAUAACUGGCAUCUGAAAGAAGAUUAUAAAAAAUUGAACAAACGACAGGAACUAGCUAGAAAGCUAUCCAAACACAUACUGUGGGUCAGCGUCGUGAACCUAAUCCUAUGUCCUUUGGUCUUUCUCUGGCAAAUUCUACAUUCUUUUUUUAAUUAUGGAGAACUAAUCAAGAGAGAACCAGGCACUCUUGGUUCCCGAACUUGGUCUCUCUAUGGUCGCUUGUAUCUUCGUCAUUUCAACGAGUUGGAUCACGAAUUAAACGCAAGAUUAAACCGUGCCUACCGCCCAGCGUCAAAAUACAUGAGUAUAUUCACCUCACCUGUGAUGACGAUUAUAGCGAAAAACGUGGCCUUUGUUGCUGGCAGCAUCCUGGCCGUAUUGUUGAUACUUGGAAUUUACGACGAGGACGUUCUGACCGUUGAGCAUGUGCUGACGAUGAUAACAAUACUCGGUGCAAUAGUUGCCUGUGCGAGAGCAUUUAUACCCGAUGAAAAUCUUGUUUGGUGUCCAGAACAGCUUCUUACCGCUGUAUUAGCUCACACACAUUACAGACCCGAUAGUUGGAGAGGGCACGCGCACACGCAAUCAACUAGAGCUCAGGUAGCUCAGUUGUUUCAAUACAGAGCUGUGCACUUGGUAGAGGAAUUGCUGUCCCCUUUACUGACACCGUUCAUUCUGUGCUUCCACAUGAGGCCACGGGCUCUGGACAUUGUUGAUUUUUAUAGAAAUUUUACAAUCGAAGUAACCGGUGUAGGGGAUAUCUGCAGCUUUGCACAGAUGGACGUGAGAAAACAUGGUAAUCCAAUGUGGCAAACUGCCGCUCAGACUCCCGCUGUCGAAGAGAGAAAUAUCGGAUUUGAUAACAAGUAUGGAGACGGACAUGAAAAAAUACAUGUGCCAAUGUCAAAUCAGUACACUCAAGCAGAGGAUGGCAAGACAGAAUUAUCUCUCAUACAUUUCACUCUGACAAAUCCAGAGUGGAGACCACCUAGUCAUGCGGAAACAUUCGUUACCGCACUCAAGGAACGGGCGAAAAAGGACGCUAACGAUAUUCCCAAUGACAUGAAUCCACUUUACAGCAGCCUCAACAGCCUUUCUAGUUUAGGAGCAGGGUACAACGAUUUGGUUACAAGCAUCAUACAUAGCACUAUCCUGAACCAAUCGCAAAGCGCGUCCAGUGCACACACUGGCUUCUCGCACCAUCCGGGAAGGUCAAGUACAUUUGGUGGCACGGAGGAAUCCGUGAAUGCUAGGUCAGAUGUGAUAUCACCCGCUAUACGUUACGGGCUCAACAGGGCCGAAGGGCCACUAAACGUCGACAGAGGGCUACUCCGCAGCGUACACGAAGGGUUGUCCAACCAGUCGUUGGGUGCGUCCGUAUUCGGCUCCGAACAUGAGUUGCUUCCUGAUGUAACGAUUCCGGUAGAACUAACCGCUGCCGAUAUGUCCCUAUCUACUUUGUACCUGCACGAACUACAUCAUAGACAAAUAAGAAGGCGAGGUUAUCAAGAAAUGGCGACUAGAAGUAUAUGGCAACGAAGUCCUGUUCAAGAACUAGCAACCCUUCCGCAAGUUAGGCAAGAAAGAGCUCCCUUGCUGCGCCACGGAGAUUCCUCGGUGAGAAGUACACGGGAUUCUUAGCAGAAGAUGAAAACUUCCAUCGUCUAGCUCGUAAAGCUGCGUUACGCAAUGAUCAUCAUUUUUGAUUAAUUUUUGAAUCGAAACAACGUGAUAAAUGAUGAACAACAAAUUGCCAUCCAUUGAUUGAUAAACACGGCGAUUUAUAUUUGAAAUGUGCUUAUUUUAUGAUUUGAUUUACGUAUGACGUGGACGAAAAAAAAUUUUAAGGCUUAAAACAAGUUCACACGUACCUCUGCAAAUGAUUUCUUUUCUGUACAUAUAUUCUUUAAGAAAACAAAAGAAAUUACAGCAGUUAAACUUAAAAAGGCAAUCGUAUUGUAUAGAAAUGUGUGAUCAUUAUUAUUAUUACUAUCGUCAUAAUUGUAUCAAUAUUAAUAUUAUUAUUUGCACAAAAGGUUUCGAUCUACUUGAGUCGUAAACUGAAAAAUUGACGAGAAGAGACGAUAACAAAACGCAACCCCUAAUAAUAAUUUACUGACGUUAUCAAGAGAAUUACACGCCUAGAUUUUCGUUCUCAUAACGGCAGUACUUGAUGAAUAUCCAGUGACGAACCUUUCGUACAAGAUAGCAUAAUUCUAUCAGGUACUAUACUUUGUUAGUUUUUGAUGCCACGAUUCUCUAGUCAUAGUAAGUUAACAAUUCUACGUUAAUAAAUCUACCUAAUUAUUCAAUAAUUUGCAAUUUUGAUAAAAAACGAAAAGUUAACAAUUAUCCAUGCCUCUCGAGCAAUGACGAAAUGUUGUAUUUGUAUAAAGCAAAAAUUGUGAGAAUGUAGUCGGAGCAUGUUGAGUUUCCCGAAGCUUGUUGGAAAAAAUACAGGCUCUUGUAGUUGAAAAGUAAAAUCUACUUAAAGAAAUUCAUAAUCUUCGACAAUUCUAGUUUGUAUUACUUUUUUUCGCACUUCUCACGCGUAGGUAAUUAUAUAACAGUGUUGAAAUAUGAAUUAGAAUUAUGGAUUAUCCUCAGUCUCUACAAGGUCUGAAGAUAAUGCUCGAUUUAUAAAUAUAUAUUUUAUUGCUUAAACGUAUCGCUGCCCGGAAACUAAAUGUGUAUAGUUAUUGGUCCGUGACAAAGGCAGACAUUGAUUUCACCCUAUUACGAUACUGUAUCAAUACAAUACAUUUAAGUAUGUACAUAUAAAAGACUUCCAUGUGUUUUUUUUUUCUAACAACGAAAUUUGUUGUGAAAAUAGCAAUAUUUAUCGAUUUUUAUUAUCAUUACGUUAAUUUUUUUCUAUACCACAUAUUGUAAGAGUAAUUUUCUCUUCACUCUGGCACAUGAGCGUUUACUAUUCAUCGUUCUCGUUUUAGGUAUUAUCAUGUCAAUCUGAACUAUAAGAUGUAAUUAAAUGUUACUGGAGAAUAACUCGCAUCAGUGAUCACGGAUCUUUCAAUAGUAUACAUAGACACACACCAUUACUUUUACAUAAUGUAAUCGGAACAUCGUAAAAGAAUUUCAUUGAAUUAAUAGGUAUAAUAAUAAUAAUGAUAAUAAUAAAGAUGAUAAUAUUAAUUACAAUAAUCAUAAUGAUAAUAAUAAUAAUAAUAAUAAUAAUAAUGUACGAUGCUUUUUAUGCCAGCGACAAAUCCUGUGUGUAUCGAUACAUCAUAUAUCAUCUUUUUAACAAAUGUAGAAAAAAGAGUAAUAAUAACUUGAAAGAAAAUAAUAAUAUAAUAUACAAAUAAGGAUUAUACAUUACAUGUGUAAUUUAAGAUUGUAUUAUACAUACACAUAUAUAUAUAAAGAUAAAUACGUUUCGUAAUAA
This is a messenger RNA of Athalia rosae (coleseed sawfly), 4551 nucleotides long. It is a transcript of the gene Atg9, whose product is annotated as autophagy-related protein 9A. Gene Ontology annotation, biological process: autophagy of mitochondrion; protein localization to phagophore assembly site. The coding region runs from base 285 to 2786 and encodes 833 amino acids. Lineage: Eukaryota; Metazoa; Arthropoda; Insecta; Hymenoptera; Athaliidae. The record is from RefSeq and is a predicted model, not a curated record. Gene Ontology annotation, cellular component: phagophore assembly site; autophagosome. The transcript is spliced from 8 exons.